Molecule: messenger RNA, 5154 nt
Organism: Pomacea canaliculata
Lineage: Eukaryota; Metazoa; Mollusca; Gastropoda; Architaenioglossa; Ampullariidae
Product: protein kinase C-binding protein 1-like
Exons: 25
Coding region: 407-4552 (1381 amino acids)
Biological process (GO): regulation of DNA-templated transcription
Molecular function (GO): protein binding
Source: RefSeq, a predicted model, not a curated record
UUAGAACCAGAGAUCGAUCUAUCCAGUAAAAGAUUACUUCUUUUGUUUAUUGUUAAGUAUAUGAAAGUAGCAAGUGUAAUAAACAUGAAAAAGCAUCGAUCGUGGUCCCGCCGCCAUUUUUGGUUUCAUGGCUGGGGAAAAGCAUGCAUCUACUAACGAAACACACAUAAAAUGUUGAUCACUUGAACAGGGGUUUGCAGGCUUCACACUCUGCAUGGACUAGUAAAAUAAUACUUUCGCACAUAACAUUGUGUAUACAUUACCCCAUUAGUAAAAAUCUAAUGAAAUUAGCAAUUCCAAGCAUUAUGGUGUUCCACUCUAGUUUUAAAAGCCAGUGACUUGAGCUCUGCCAGAAGCAAUCUACAGUCGUGCAGUGCAAAUAAUUUUGCUAUUGCUCACACAGGUGAUGAGUCACCAGGCUGCAGUCACACGCCUUCAGCAGAAAGAACGAGAUGCCGAUGAGAGCAAAAAGCAAGGAUUACCUCAGACAAAGCAAGAAAAAACAGAAGAUACCUCACCUGCUGGUUCUGUCUCCAAGAUCCGUACACGGUUGUCAACUGGUACACUGUUCAUGAAUGGAACAUCCACCUUCAAAGAGAAAGAUGUGAAGCAAUUGACUUCUGAAUCUUCACAACUCCAGAAAGAAACUGGAACAUCUGGUGUAAAACGGAAGAGUUCUACCACUUUAUCUUCAGCAGACACUGCUAUCCCAACUAUUCCACCCAAACGGCGCAAGAUUGGACAAAAUGAUGGAUCUGGGGAGGACAACAAGAAUGACUACUUUUGCUGGUUUUGCCACAAGGAUGAAUGCAAUGCAUUUUGUCGGGUUUGUCCACGCAUCUAUCAUCUCAAAUGCCUUGGUGUCAGCAGCCUGCCGAAAGAAUGGGUGUGUCCAGAAUGUGAGAAAAUAAUGCGAGCUGAGUGUGUGGAAACUCGUUCCAAGGCGAUGUCAAGGAUCUCUGUGGACACACUGUGUCUGUUGCUAAGAUAUGCCUUGGAACGUAUGCAACAGCCAGGUUCUGAAGUGUUUUUGAAGCCUGUAGAUGAGUCUGUGGUACCUGCAUAUAGAGAUUAUGUCUUCAACCCCAUGGACUUUGUCACCUUGGAGAAGAACAUCAAAGAGAGGCAGUAUGGAUGCACUGAGGCAUUUCUUGCUGAUGCCAGGUGGAUUCUUCACAACUGCAUAGUCUUUAAUGGCUUGCACCAUAAAAUGACCAACGUUGCAAGAAACAUUAUCAAAAGCUGCAAGCAUGAGAUGAGUGAGAUAGAAGUGUGUCCUGAAUGCUACCAGAAUUCCUGUUUAAAGAGUGAUGGCAACUGGUUUGUGGAGCCAUGUCAUCCUCCACAUACAUUGGUAUGGGCAAAGCUGAAAGGGUACCCAUUUUGGCCUGCAAAGGCUUUGAAGGAAGUCAAUGGUCAGGUAGAUGUCCGGUUCUUUGGUGCACAUGAUCGGUCUUGGGUGUUAGCAUCUCAGGUUUUCCUCCUGUCAAGAGACAGCCCAACACCCAUCAAGAAUCGCAAAGGUGGCUUUGUAGGUGCCAUGAAGGAACUGGAGGUCCACAUCAAGAAAAUAAAGGAACUCUUUGGUGGAUUUGAAUAUGCACCAAGGAACACACCUUAUAGUCACUGCCAUUUGUAUAUGAAGUACAAUAUCAAAGGAGAGAAGGUGAUGCACCGUUUCAAAGUUGCCUCUCGGACAAAAGCUUCAAAGACAGAUACAGUGAGUGCUGAUCGCAUCUCAGUGGCUUCCAAAGCAGCUUCUGCUUUGAUCAGCAAAUACAACAGUCUCAAUUCUCGCAAAUCAAACCUUGCUGGACCACAGAGCAGUGCCAGUUUGGCUGGUCUUCAUCCUGUGCGGGAUAAGUGUACAAAAAGUGCUGUCUCCCCUAGAGCCAAGACCUUACGGUCAGUUACAGACAUCAUUGAAGAAAGGAUCAAACAACAAAAGGAGUUGGAAGAGGAAGAACAAGAAGAUGAUGAACACAGGGUAAAGGAAAAGAACAGCAACAGUGAUCAGGAUUGUGCUGAUGGUGUUGGUGAGAAGUGUACUGUGUCUGUGGAAAAGGUCUGUACAGUCAGUGGGCAGGCAACCUCCAUUAAUUCAAAGACAUCUCACCAGAAUGAAGUGCUUUGUGAAGAGACCAUUGAAUCAGAUACACAAAUGAAAGUUGGUGAUAUUGCAUCAAAAGCACGCGACUUACCUCCUGGUGUUAAACAGGGAAAGCUUGAUGAAUCUUCCAUUAGGCAUUUACCGGAGAAAAAGGCCUCAUUUGAAAGAGACGAAAGCUCCAAGGCAGUAUCUUUGGUGCUGUCAUCAGGUGUUGAUUACAAGAGUGCCUUGACAAAAGUGAUUGAGACUUGCAAAGACAAGCUUGGCAUUAAAAAUGUAGAAGAUCUAGAGGAAAACAUCAAUGAUAGUGAUGCUGAUGAGGAAGGCGAUGGAAGCGAGGAGAAUAAAUCAAGUGAAAGGAAAAACAACAAACCUUCUGGGCCUGAUGUUGAUGUCGUUCAAAGCAUGCAAAAGCCUCAAGAAGGCAGUGCUGAAGUAGUUGUAGAAAAAGAGAGGUUGCCUGAGUGUGAGUCCAUGGAAAGUAAUGACAUUGCUAAAAGCUUCACCUUUCUUAAACCUGUAACAGUUUCCAGAACGUCUGAUGAAGGGACAGAGACAGAAAAACAAGCAUCUGAUCGUGACCCAAGCACAAAAACAUCGUCAAAUAAGAAUGUUAGUGUUGAGAUAAAUGUAGGAGAUAAAGUGUGUGAAAAACCUACAGUGGAAAAUAAGGAGAUAAGUGACAAGGGGCCAGAAACUUCGCAGAAGGUUGAUGUUUCAGGCAAAGAUGUGCCAUCUGUGAUGAAAUCUGUUGAUGCUCCAAGCACAACUGACAAAGGUAUGAAGCCUUUCAACAGUGAUAAUGCUAACACAAACAUAAGGCCUAUUACUAUUGAUGAUGAUAGUAAUGAUAAAGGAGAAGAUAGCAAUGAACCUAGUCUUCUUAUGGAAGUUGAAUCUGAACCAGAGCAGGAGCUUGAAAACGAUCAGCUUAUAAUCGAUCUUGAAGAAGAUGACCUGGAGCUCAGAGAAGAUAAAACCAUUAAAAAAAAUAUGCCACACAGUGAAAAAUCUAAGUCAGUCAGUAUUGUGAAAGAACUUUCUCCUUCACCAAUGUUGAGAAAGGCUGUUCAAACAGAUGAAAAGAUUUGGCCUGGCCAAAAUGAGAGGGGCAUGCAGAAGCAGAACUCUAAUUUUAUCCUGCCUUCAAGCAGUUCUCUUGUAUCAUCAAAACCAAGCAGCUUGGGGCAGAACUCUAACAAAGAAACCCUUUCACGGUCAGGCCAGUACAUGCAGUUGCCAGUUGAAGAAUCUAAUGGACCAGCUGCAGUAGUCACUGACUCAGUGAGAUCACAAGGCCAUGGCUCCCUUACCAAGAGUGCCGCUGCAGCCAAGCCAGCCUCUUUGCUGGCAGACUCUAGCAGUCAUCAGCAAGAUGAGACCACGCUGACGCCUGCUGCAGUUCGCCUUGUCAACCAGUACAGCUCACAGUUGAUGGGAAAUCUUCAGCAACAGCUGGCCCACAUGUGCAAGGAAGUCAUCGCAGUGGCUGUCCCAGAGCAAGAAAAGUCACGAUGUUACCAACAAGAAAUUGAUCGACUCAAGUGGAUUCAUCAGCAGGAAAUAGCAGAGAUCAAACAUAAUUACAAACUGAGCAUUGCAGAAAUGAGAAACCUAUGGGAGUCAGAAAAAAGUAAAAGUCUUGGAGAUCUGAAGAGAAAACUUACCAAAGAGAAAGAAGAGGCGGUAGUUGCAGUUAAAAAAAAGCAAUGGUGUGCCAACUGCUUGAAGGAAGCCAUCUACUACUGUUGUUGGAACACCAGCUACUGCAGCUAUGAUUGCCAGCAGACUCACUGGCCCACCCACCUCCCAUCAUGCAUGCAGACACAGUCCACCACUGGUCCUGCCACAGCCACAACCACCUCUAUUCCCAAGACCACUGGUGUAACUCCACUAGGAGCUGGAACAUCUGGGAGUGGUUUUGACUCAGAUGUGAUAGUGAUGUCAGCAUCCCUUGGACCCACCAAAGUAAAAGGAAUAGAUAACGCAGAGAAACUGCAGAAAUUCAACUUAACACCACCCCAAUCUUCACCAUCCUUGACUAAUGAAACAUGGAGAAACCAUACUGGUGUGAGCCAUGCACCUGUGGGUCAAAAUAUCCACUUCCUAUCCACUUCCCAGGCAGUCUCAAGUUGUCCACCAUACAUCAUCUCAUCAGACCUACUACCACCACUACCACCACCUUCGCAGCCACUGCAGCAGCUUCGGAACCUGCAGAGUUUGGAGGUAGUGGCUGCAUCCCCUCAAUUAACAUAUGCCUCUCAGAUGCAGCUGUUACCAUCCCAGCCUGUUGUGUCAAACAUCUUGCCCUCCGCUACAGUUAUGCCUACCAACGCUAUGGUGUUACCUGUCCUUCACACCACACAGCCCAGCGGAUCCUCCACCUCCAACCAAAACAUUGUAAUUUCUAGACCCAUACGUUUUCAACCUUUAUGGAAAUAGGAUUCAUCCAAAGACUCACAUAAUUUUGUGGAUACUAACUGCUGUAUUGUAUGGAGGAAGAAAAAUGUAUAAUAGUGUUUUAUUCUUUUAGUUGUCAAGAGCUGACUUUAAAGGAAACAAUCAUGCUUGGGCAGUAUUGCAGAAGCAGAGUACUGAAUGCUCGUUUUGUCAAUGUAAAGCAUAAUAUCUUCUAAAACAAUUUAUAUCAAUGUAAAUGCAAGCAUGAAAAUAGCAUGUGUUCAGACCCUACUAAAAGUGUGUUUUUUUGUUUUGUAAAUGGUGAUUACCAGUCUUAUGUUAAAUUGGGUUUUAUGUUGCAAAAACGUUCACAGUUUAAAUCCUAGAACUUUGGUAGAGAAGAUGUAAUUUACUGUUUUAAAGAGGUUUUUUAAAGUUUUUUUUUUUUUUUUUGGAAAGUUCUUGAUAAGUUUAGGAUUUUUGCAUUUUAGAUCAAAAAGCUAAACUAUCACUUUAGAAUGAUUGUUUCAAAAGACAGAGACUUUAUUAAAAAGAUACUGUUUGUAAGGAAAUUUUGGUUACCUCUUUUACAAAUGAUUGUAAAUAAAGCAGCUGACAAAAUAAAGUUACUGUGCUUGUCUUAA